GUAAAGAAGGCUACUUCAAAAACAUUCGCUCAUCAAGAAAGCUCGAUAAAAAGACUCAAGCACUGAAUGGAGUAUGUAUGCAAGGAGAAAAUUACACUAAUGAUAGCCAGGGUUUGGUCAUAGAUGAUCACUCAAUCAAAGGAGUUUCACAAUUCGUUGAAGAAUGCAAGGGUAGGGAUGAUAUACGAGAUCAAAUUCUGGAAUGGUUGAAGGGAGAUGAGGUUACAAGAAUUGCAGUUUCAGGAAUGGGCGGUGUGGGCAAGACAACAAUUAUGAAGCAAGUUCACAACCAACUCUUGAAAGAACCCAAAUUUAACAAAGUUAUUUGGGUAAAAGUGUCAAGAGACUUUGACAUUAUUGUCCAGCAAAAAAGGAAGUUUGAUAUUCUCAAGUUUCAGAAAAGGAUUGCAAGUAGCUUGGGAUUAGAACUGAAGCCCGAGGAUCAUGAGAAUGAAACCAAGCUUGCAGGAUUGAUUUCACAAAACUUGAGGCAAGGCAACUCUGUGCUAAUUCUAGAUGAUUUAAUACUCACAACGUGGUUACAAGAAGUUGCUCAUGCAAUGGAGUGUGACGUGAUCUCUGUGAAUCCUCCUCCACCUAAAGAAGCAUUAGCAUUAUUCUUGGAGAAAGUUGGAAGUGUAGUGUUGUCAGAUGGCAAAAUUAAAGUAGAUAUAAAGCCAUUUUUGGAGCAAAUUUUGCAGAAAUGUGGUGGAGUACCUCUUGCUAUAGUGACAGUGGCAAAAUCAAUGAGAGGGAAAUUACUUCCUCCACCACAAUGCCAAGUGUGUUUCUUAUACUGUGCAUUGUGUCCUGAAGAUGCUGAAAUCUACAAGAAGGAGUUAAUUGAGUAUUGGAUUGAGGAGGGGCUUAUAUAUAAAGAAGGGAAAACUAGGGAGGCAAUGUAUUGGAAAGGACAUGAUAUACUUGAUAAGUUGGUUGACAACUGCUUGUUAGAAUCGGCUGGAGUGGCCUUGGAAAAGCUACCAAAGGAGCAUGAAUGGAGUGAAGAUCUUUUGAAGGUUUCUUUAAUGUGGAAUCACAUAACAGAAAUUCCUUCAAGCAUGUCAUCCCCAAAGUGUCCUAUGCUCACAACCUUGCUAUUGUCCAAUAACAGUAUUUCAACCAUUCCAAAAGCUUUUUUUGAGCAUAUGCUUGGGCUCAAGAUUCUUGAUCUUUCCAAUAAUCGUGAGCUAAGUAGGCUGCCGACUUCUAUUUCCAAAUUGGAGAAGCAUACUACAUUAUUGCUGAAGGGUUGUAAUUCCUUAAGAGAGAAACUACAGAUUGUUAAGGUUUUUGGUUGUGAGCAAUUGGAGGAGAUAAUAGGGUUUGAAUCUGAAGAAGGAGAAAAAGUCACUCUACCCAAGUUAGAAAGGUUGAAAUUGAUCGAAUUGCCCCAAUUAAAGAGCAUCUAUAGUGGUUCUUUGAUUUGUGAUUCCAUCAAGAAGAUUGAAAUUGAGGGUUGCUAUAAUAUAGAGAGUGUUUUUUGGUCAGGGUUCAACCCACUUCCAAAUCUUGAAUAUCUAUACCUUUUCAAAUUAGAGAAUUUGAAGUCCGUGUUUAAUGAAGAAGAUCUUGGUUUAUCGCCACUUGUACCUCCCACAAGCUUUUUCUCUCUUAAAGAAAUUAGGGUUGAAUUAUAUCAUCAAUUAAAGAAGGUAUUCUCAUUUGGAUGGCUGCUCCGCUACUUCCAAUCUCUAGAGACUGUCAAGGUUCAAUGCUGUUCGCGAAUGGAGGAGCCGAUAUCGUCAUCAGCAGAUGUAGAAGAAAAAGUCACUCUAUCCAAGUUACAAGGGUUGAAAUUGACCCAAUUGUCCCAAUUGAAGACCACCUGUAGCGGGUUCAACCCACUUCCAAAUCUUGAAUAUCUAGGCCUUUGCGAUUUAUGGAAUUUGAAAUCUGUGUUUGAUGAAGAAGGUAUUGGUUUAUUGCCAUGUGUACCUCCCAUAAGGUUUUUCUCUCUUAAAGAAAUUAGGGUUGAUAGGUGUGAUCAAUUAAAGAAGGUCUUCUCAUCUAGAUGGCUGCUUCACUACUUCCAAUCUUUAGAGACUAUUAAGGUUCAAAUGGAGAAGCUAAUAUCGUCAUCGGCGCAUGAAGAAGAAAAAGUCACUAUACCCAAGUUACAAAGUUUGGAAUUGACUGAAUUGCCCCAAUUGAAGAGCAUUUGUAGCAGCUCCAGUGUGUUGAUUUGUGAUUCCAUCCAGAGUCUGAGGAUUUCCGACUGUGAGAAGCUGAAGAGGAUUCCUCUGAAUUUUCCCUUGCUUGAUAAUGCCCGAUCAUCUCAUCCUUCUUCCCUCAAAGAAAUUGUGGUAUGGCCAAAAGAAUGGUGGGAAUCAUUGGAAUGGGACCAUCCCAAUGCAAAAGACAUCCUUUUCCCCUUCUGUAAAUUUCAGCAAAAACGGUGGUAGGGCACACCGCAAAUCAAUUGGGAUUCGGCUCUGCAACCACAAGAAAGUUGGAGGAAAUCACAUAUGCACUAGUUGCUGUUCCUAUUGAGUUUUCAAUUUAAUAUAAUCUUUGUUUUUCUUUUGCUGUGUGUGUUGUGUGUUUAAAUAUGUCCAAUUCUAAGUGAAAACUGGAAAUGUUUGUUUCUUUAUUAUCUGUGUAAUUUUUUCUUUGAAAUUGUGUGCAAAAAAGACUUGAAAUUAAUUCAGAUCUAUCUA
Messenger RNA from Rubroshorea leprosula, 2660 nucleotides. The record is from the annotation of a GenBank genome assembly. NCBI's taxonomy places the organism in Eukaryota, Viridiplantae, Streptophyta, Magnoliopsida, Malvales, Dipterocarpaceae.